Molecule: messenger RNA, 1491 nt
Organism: Zea mays
Lineage: Eukaryota; Viridiplantae; Streptophyta; Magnoliopsida; Poales; Poaceae
Exons: 6
Coding region: 132-1139 (335 amino acids)
Molecular function (GO): oxidoreductase activity, acting on the CH-OH group of donors, NAD or NADP as acceptor
Source: RefSeq, a predicted model, not a curated record
AUUUUCCUACAUAUUGUUUACUAGAUUUUUCUAUAGAUUCGAACCGUAAUCCAUUACCACGCCUCCUCACAGGCACACCUCACACGAGCAGCAGCGGACGAUAAGAGAUGUGCUGAAGCUGAACGGUGGCCAUGUCCACCGGACGCACAGAGGAGGCCGCCGGGAGCGCGGAGACGGCGUGCGUGACGGGCGCCGGCGGGUACAUCGCCUCGUGGCUCGUCAAGCUCCUCCUCUCCCGUGGCUACACCGUCCACGGCACCGUCCGCGACCUCAGUGACAAUAAAACCGCUCAUCUGAAGCGGUUAGAGAAUGCUUCCGAAAACCUCAAGCUUUUCAAGGCUGAUGUCCUUGACUACGACGCUAUGGCGGGUGCAGUCGCAGGGUGCCAGGGAGUCUUUCAUGUCGCCACUCCUGUGCCUUCAGGGAAGAUCACCGAUCCAGAGCGAGAGAUGCUGGGUCCUGCUGUUACCGGCACCAUAAACGCACUCAAGGCUGCGUCUGCUGCAAAUGCUCGUCGAGUGGUCGUCGUUUCAUCCAUGGUUGCCGUUGAGAUCAACCCGAAAGACUGGCCCAGAGACAAGAUCAAAGAUGAGAACUGCUGGUCAGAUAAAGAGUUCUGCAGGAACGAAGAGAACUGGUAUUCUGUCGCCAAGAUCUCGUCAGAAGAGGCCGCACUUGAAUACGCGAAGCAGACCGGGCUGGAUGUUGUGACGGUCAAUCCAGCUGUGGUCUUUGGCCCUCUUCUGCAGCCGACGCUCAACACGAGCUGCCAGUUCCUCGUCUACUUCCUGAAAGGAGGACCUGAUCGAAUGAGGGACAAGCUUUGGCACAUCGUCGACGUCAGGGACACUGCCGAUGCUCUCCUGCUUGUGUACGAGACACCACAAGCCUCCGGCAGGCACAUCUGCGCUCCUCAUUUCAUCAGCGCGCGUGACCUGCUGGAGCUGCUGAAGACGAUGGAGAGCAUCUACGACAUGGAGCACCCAGCUCCAAUGACGUCCGACAAGCUCAAGAAACUGGGAUGGAAGGUCAGGCCGCUGAAGGAAACAAUUGCGGAAACCGUUGAGUUCUGCCAGCAUGCUGGGUUUCUCGAGGACGUGGAGGGAUUCCGUUUUCCUCCCCUGUACAACAUAAUCUAGUUUACAAUAACGUCAGUAGUGUAAGAGCAACUCCAACGGAAUCCGUAAAAUUUACACAAAAACUUUGAUUUGGAGGCUCUCUAAAAUAAAUAGCUCGCUGGAAAGCAAGCUCUGAUAGAUCCGUCAUUUAUCGCUGUUUUUUUUUUAAUCCCGCGGCAAGGAAGAUGCAGGUUCUGUUUGAUUGCCCUAGACCAGCUAGGUAUGGCUAGGCCAGGAUCCUGUUCGUUUCCCAAUAAAGCUUUAUUUAGGUAAUCUAGUAUUAACCCAAUCCACUUGUUGAGCUGGAUUAGGUGUAAAUUAGCUUAAGCACCUCAAUACGUACCUAUGUAUUGAGCUCAAUACUACAAUUUCA